Messenger RNA from Hyalella azteca, 557 nucleotides. RefSeq lists its product as uncharacterized. Lineage: Eukaryota; Metazoa; Arthropoda; Malacostraca; Amphipoda; Hyalellidae. The transcript has 3 exons. The record is from RefSeq and is a predicted model, not a curated record. The annotation marks the transcript as partial.
GUGAAGGACAACGGCUGGUACCAGUGCAUCGCCUACAACGACCUCGGAGUUGCCAAGUCCGACCCCGUGUACCUCCUCAACGCAACCAGGGUGUCCUUUGAUACGGCCGGUCAGCCGCUGGUGGAGCUCACUGCGGAGCUCGGCAGGCCCUUCAGCAUGUCCUGUCCCAACGCCACUGGCGACCCCGCACCCGAAGUGACCUGGGCCAUCCAGUCCACGGUGCAGGUGGCAGAAGGCCAAACUCAGCUGACUUUCUUCAAGUCGAACCGCACUGUCGUUGGUCCCGAUGGUACAGCCUACUUUACCCACGUGAUUGCAGAGGACGACUCUGACGUCUCGAACAUCUUGUACAUCUGCCUGGGGGUGAGCGAGAUCGCCCCCCAGGACUACAGCCUCGGCACGACCGUCAAGCUGAAAGUGGUGCCCCCUCGGGACGGCAUCGAGAACGCCAACAAAACCAACCUGAACAUCGAACCUUUCCUGAUGUACGGGUCGCCCAAUAAGACCCUCUUCAGGGGCGGCCAGGAGAACAGACUGUGGUGCAUCUUCGGCGGAGA